AUGGAGAUGGGCGUGGAUGAUGGCCUAGGCGAGGGCGAAAAUGCUGCCGAUGGAAGUGCGGGCGACACGCAGGAGGUGAAAUCUAUAGAAAUCAACGUGCAGGUCAUCAAAACAUUCUUCACGACCACUAUUUCCCUCUACGAACGUCUGGUUAAAAAGUCCUGCAAGAGCUGCAACCUGAUGGAAACCGAUGAGUUCAUCGCCCUGCACACCACGCUCUGCGAGUUCACCAAUCUCUUGAAAAUUUUCAACGUCUCAUUUGACCGAACGCUAUUCAACAACGUAAUCACCAUCAAAGACGAGGAAAGAACCAAGUAUGAUAUUGUGCAAGUAUGUGAAAGUGUGGAAGGGAACACUUCCACUAGUGCCACUGGUAGCACCAAAUCAUUUCCCUGUUUGGUCUCCUCAUGUCAUCUUAAGUACUGUUCGGAAGAAGCAUCCCGUAUUCACUUUCUGAAAAAUCAUUGCAAAAAAGCUGAAGCAUUUGAAGCUGUACCUCACGACACAUGUACUGAUCAACUGGGAACACUUGAUUUUUCUCAAAUCAAACGUGAUUCUGAGGGCCGAUACGUUUGUGAAACUGAGGAUUGCAACUACCUGUCAGCAGAUCGCAGUAAUUUCAAAGUACACUAUAUGCGACACAAUGGAAACAAAAAGUACAUCUGCUUUGUUUGUUCAAAAAGCUUCUUCACCCGAGAUCCGCUGAUGAUUCAUUUUCUGAGACUUCACAUGAAGGAAAUCGACUGGAGUCUGGCAGCAAAGGAUAUUCGCGAGCUUAGAAAAAGCGUCAGACGACUGACAUGUCCUUCCUAUUACGGACUAGCUUCUAAUGAUGACAUUAACGACUCUGACACUGAUCUAAUCGGACCGCUGAACGAAGAGAAUGUUGUUCUUGACGCCUUCAUAUCACAGGCCAUCAGUGAAUACCCUGAAGUAGAAAGAACAGAGGAAAAAGAAGAGCUGCAGUCUGACCAGGAAACAAUCGAUGAGAACGGUGCUUCUAAUGCAAAUGAAGAAGGUGAACCGGUGAACUCCUUCAAUGUUUGUCUCAACCUUAAGGAUAAUGACAUUUUUGCCGAUUCGGUUACCUUUAAAGCUGAAGGCGUCUCUUCCGGUUUGAACGACAUUAUUACUAAAAGUCAGGAGCCAAACAGUGGUAUCAAAGCUACAAUGUCCCUCUCCGCGACCAAAGACGUAAUGGUGAACAAGGAGAUUAAGCAAAGAGCUAAAAAGUACAAGUGUCCUCAUAAGAACUGCCAUCAGGACUUUUUCACAAAGAAAAAUCUCAUCAUUCACAUGAAGGCUUCGCACGACCCGACCAAUCCACUACCGUGCCAGGAGCCCGGAUGCACCUGUCGAUUCAAAUCACAAGCCCUCUUGGCGCAGCACCAGAAACGGCAUCGUGUGUCGUACAACUGCAAAGUGUGCUCGUACAAAACUCACCUGGCAGCGCUGAUGACCCGACACAAUCGCCAGCACGCUGGCACUCAUCUCUUUCAUGAAUGCGCAGAUUGCCAUGAGAAAUUUGAGUUUCUAGGUGCCUUGAGUUCGCAUCGUCGGAAGAUGCACAAUGAAAAGGAACCGCUGCUGUGUGACUGGACUGACUGCGGCAAGAGAUUCAAAACGAUGAUCGGCUUGAACAAGCACCGGCGAGAGUUUCACCUGAACAUGAAGGCGGAGAUCAUGUGUGAGUGGCCCGACUGCAAGUCGGUGUUCUCCAACCGCACUGCAAUGAACCAUCACAUGCGUAUUCACACCAACGAGCGACCGUACCAGUGCGCCUGGCAGGACUGUGGAAAGUGUUUUCGCCUGAAGGAGACAAUGAAGCGACACGUCAAACUGCACCAGGGCUUUAAGCCCUAUCCCUGUCCCUUUGACAAGUGCGAUCGAGCUUUUGUUACCAAGCGAAACAUGAGAAUGCACAUUGAAAAGAUUCACCUCAAACCGUCUUCUCGCGUUCGGCACACAGUUGUGUCUAUGACGCAAAAUGAGGAGGAGGACAUGGAAGAGAUUGAAGAAAUGGAGGUUCCCGAUUUACUUAAAAAGGAACUCUAG
Messenger RNA from Rhagoletis zephyria (snowberry fruit fly), 2055 nucleotides. NCBI's taxonomy places the organism in Eukaryota, Metazoa, Arthropoda, Insecta, Diptera, Tephritidae. The record is from RefSeq and is a predicted model, not a curated record.